Molecule: messenger RNA, 4908 nt
Organism: Diospyros lotus (date-plum)
Lineage: Eukaryota; Viridiplantae; Streptophyta; Magnoliopsida; Ericales; Ebenaceae
Exons: 17
Coding region: 135-4199 (1354 amino acids)
Source: RefSeq, a predicted model, not a curated record
UCAUAGCACCGGCAUUGGGCAAACAUGGUGCUAAUUCAAAAGCCCUAGUUUUCAGAACGCCCAUUUCGAAUUUCAACCAGUCGGAGAGCGAAUCCACAGAUUCACAGUGAGAUUCACUAGUAGUUUCGAACGGAAUGGCUUCGAAGUUCGCCGAAGAUCGCGGCAACACGGAGACCGACGACGGCACCGCUGCCAUCCAGAAGAAGCGGGCUCGGCGGGUGAGCUUCGCGGAGAUCACCUCGGUUCAUGUCUUUGACAGAGACGAGGACUACGAGACGCCUCCGGAAGCAAAGCCUAGCUCAGAUGGCCCCGAAUCGGGCCAGCCGGACCAGGGGUUAGGGUUUCACCGCGAGUCUACCGAUGGCGAGGACUCCAGGGACUCGUUGAAGGACGAGGAGGCUGAGGAUGACGACGAUGAGCUCACUGUUCGGAAAUCGUUCUUUCAGCCUUUUGAGUCGCCUUCUCCCGGAAGUACCAUUGGUUCUGCAACGUCCAAUGAUGAAGAUAUCUUUUUCGGCCCUGUAUCAGCUAGUUUUAUCAGAACUGGAAGGAUGUCAGAUUCUGUAGCUUCAGAUGAAAACCAUGAUAUUACAAUGGAUUCAACAGCUUUUUCAAUGCAUUUUCGUAGUCUAGCAAGGUCAGACUCGGAAGACCUGAAAACUCCAGCAGGUGUUCAUCUUUCUUUUGAUGAGAAAACACCAACCCAGAACACCAUACCCACUAAUCUUGGAAGCUCAAUGGUAUUGACUGUAGCUAAGAAUCCAAUAUCCGCAUCUUCUACGUCUGUUGAGAAGUUAAGCGGUUGCAGUGAUUCUAAUGAUAUGAGUCUUGUUGGAGAAAAUCCAGAUAGGUAUGACUAUGGAAGACUAUCUUUUGGAUUGGAUGCACUCUUGGCUGAAGGAACUAAGGACUUGCAUGCUGUUCCUAUAUCUGACAAAGGCAUUGUUUCUAAUUCACCAAUAAACAUGAAAAGUAGUUUUUUGCCAGAAAAGAAGCAUAAUGAUCUCACGGAGCCUAACAACAGUAGAGAUAGCAAUAUGAAACCCGUGGAAACUUGUGAUAUGCCUGGUGAAGCAGUUUCUUCUGUCCGUGAAAAGAAACAGAGUGACACAAAUGCUAGAUGCAGUGUCUUGGCUGACAUGCACAAUGCUUCACCUUGUGAUGUCUAUACUGAUGGCAAUGAACAAAGCCGGUCUCCUAAUCAGUUAAACAAGAGAAUGAUGUCCAGUAUGAGCAAGGAGUCAAACAAUUUGGAAAUGCGGCCUGCAUCAGAUUAUGCUGUCAAUUAUGGUGCCUCAUCAGAACUAGAAAACAAUGUCUGUCGUCAGUUAGACGUGUUUGCCUCACAAGAAUGUGAAUCCCCAUUGGAAGGGUCAAUGUCCUCAUCAUUGUUGGCUAUAGAAAGGCAAAUAGUUCUUGAUAGUGGUAGUUUGUUCAAAAACUUGCAGACUGCAACUCCCCAAAAGCACUCUGGUUCUUUUGUAUGGGAUGAUAUCAGAAAAUAUGGUAAUGGCCUAUCAUCUAUUCAGAGAAGCAUUCCUCGACUGGAAAUGCUCAAGACUUCUCCUUUUUCAUCCACACUCAAAAUGAAUAUAGAUUCAACAUUCUUAUCGUCAGGGAACAUUUCUAAGACUUCUCCAUAUGGAUCUGUGCUGAAAAGAAAGAAAGAAGAUGCUCAGAUUAAACACAUGGAUACUUCAGCUGUUUGUUGUGAAGAAAAACUACAUUCUGUUAUCCAGGAAGAUGGAGAAAGAAAGCAUAUGACCAACAUGGACAAUAAUGAUGUUGAAAUUCUGGAGAGCAUUGUAGAUGCAAGCCAUCCUGAAAGCUCUACAGGUGUUACAAGUGUUCAAAUUUCUCCAAUCCGGAUGUCUACGGGCACCAUUCUUGGGGAAGAACCUGUUAAACUUGCAGAAGAAGGGGCUUCACUCUCUCAGUUAACUUCGCUCGGAAAGAUGAGACGGAUGAAUCUCUUGACAUCAGCAGAUCGGACAGGGGGAAUGGCUGUUACUUCUGGAACAGAUUCCUUGUUGUCAAGGAGUGCUUUUGAUCAUGUAAAGGAUAAGAGAGCAACUGGCUCACCAACUAAAUCUCUUCAUUCUCUAGAGAAAACUAUGCCAAAGAAGUUAUUCGAGACAACAGGAUAUCGGGAUAGUCACUCACAAGAUUUUUGGCUGUAUGACCAGGAUAAUAAUACUAAAACUAUAAAUUUGGCACAUGAUGCAGAUUCAAGGGAAGAUUUUAGAAAUUCCAGCCAGUUGGCUACAGUUGCCAAUAAGUUGGACUCUCCUUUCAUGGAUGUAGUACCAUCAAGCUCGCCCAUCAUUGACACGAACCAUACUAAAGAAUCCACUGAAACUGCUGAUGGAAGAAAUAUUAAUCUUCAUUCCUUGCUAGAUAAAUCUGGAGCCACAGGGAUUUUCUGGACCCCUCUGGCUGAUAGGGACCUGAAACUUAAAUCUAUGGAUGAGAAUCUCCUGAUUGGAACAGACCCAGUGAGAUCUACAAAGAACCUUACAGAGGGAUGGUUGAGAGCUUCUUCUUUUCAUUCUGCUUCUCCAGUUGUUCAUAGGGGUGAUAGGGAGUCAUCACACCAAAAGAAGCUGGUGGAGAUGCAUACUCAAAGUCCAUCAAGGAAAGGGCUGUAUGAUGUGAGGCCCAAAGAUAUACUCAAUUCAGUUUCAAUGCAAGAUGUACAAGUUGCCAACACCAGCCAAUUGAGAAGUGAAUUUGAGAAUCUUUCUUCACGGAAAAGAGGAAGGAAAGAUGUGGUACCUGGGAACAGUAAUCUUUUAGAUGAAAUUGAGAGGACCGAUAGGAGUCCUAAACUUCAUAAAAGUGAGGGCCGUGAUUCAGAGUUCUUGUCAGUUUGUCCGGAUAAAAGUAAUGAUGGAAUAUCUAGAAUGGGACCUGAGGCAAGUUUGGAGCACUGGGCUGAUAUCUUAUCAAAACUUCUGGAAGAUUCAAAACAGUUGAUUUUGCCAUCAAUUGAGAAGCUAAAUUUGCAAGCAAUUCAGGUGCUGGAAGAUGUUUUGGUUAACUUGAGGGGACAGCAAAUUUAUCAAUUCCUUUCCAAUGAAGUUCGGUCUCAGAAAUCAGUUGUCAAUCUCGCUAAUCUGCAGCAUAAAAGAAUAGUGGAAAUGAAACUCUUGUUGCAUAGAUUAUUGCAUGAACAGGUCAAAGGGCAGUUAAUGCGCGUGAAACAAGAGAGGCUACUGGAAAAAGUACAUAGAUUGAACCUUGGAAUUCAGGAGAUUCAAAUGUUAAAGUUGAAUUCUUUGUCAAGCAUAUCUGUAGCAUCUGCAACUGAUGCUCAGGUCGAUUAUAAUCAUUCUUGUAUGGCUGGUUUGGAGGGUGUAAAAGAGGAAGAGGUUGCUGGUGACAAACUAACUGCAUUGAGGAAGGUGUUGGAUGCAUCAGAAAGAAAAAUUAUAAGCUUGACUAAAUCUCUUCAGACCUCUUGUAAGAUGAAAGGAGAACCAAGCUGUGGUGAAGCUAUAUUUUUAGUUACCAAUCACUUGAAGAAGAAAGCUUGUUGCAGGUUUACACGCCUGGGCUUGCAGUUGUGGGAAGUUGAUAAUCUGAAGAAUAUGAACGGUCAGCGCAAUAUGGUUCUCAACUAUUUGGGCUUCAUCAUCCAAAGGUUGACAGUAAAUGUAGGUCCAGUUUCACAUAUGGUAGUUUCAAAUGAGUUGAAUGAUGUGAACAUCUUGAAGAAUCUCCCAAAUAUGGAUGCUUACACUGCUUUUGAGUUUGUGAUUAGUGCAAACACCACUUGGAAGUAUGUUGGUUCUAGGAGUUUGACUCAAGAAACACAAAUAACCAGUUCAGUUUUAGGUAAUUUGCUAGAUGUUGUUGAGGAGAUACAAGUAGCACGGGUUGAACUUCAAAAUCUUAUCAAAGCAUGUUUUCAUUGUCCAUAUGUUGGAAAGCUUGAACUUCAUCUACAUUUUGUCAACCUUAGAAGUGGUACAAAGGUGGCAUUGACUCUUGAUGUGUCGUGUUUACAAUGGGGCACAUAUCCUACGGAGAUUAUUCCGUCUUUAUCGGGGGGACCAGCUGCCAUGUCGCAAAAAUCACUGCCUGAAACACUCUCAGCUGAAAUUACAGCUGCAAUUCAUGAUCUGAGACCUGGAUAUUUAAGGCUUUUGCGUCUUUGUCGGAGCGUAUCCCAUGCGGUUCACGCUUGGAGUGGGUAAAUGGUAGUUAGAGAAUCUGAAAAGAAGAAACCACCAACAAUUCGUUGGUUUGACUGGAUUCAAUCUAAUUCGAGUUAACCGAGGCCCUGCCGACACUGGACUGGACUGGACCGUACAAAUAUAACCCCUCUUUUUCCCUUUUCCAAAAUUAGACCAAGUAGAUCUAAACUGUUUGCUGCUGCUGGCUGCUUGGAUUGCGAAUUUGUACCGUGAGAUGAUACUUCCAUCUUUUGCACUCAACCUGAAUACAUAGCCUUUUAGUUCGAAGUGUUGCGCUUUCCCGAAAGUGAGAAAAAGAUCACAAGGAUCCAUUGUGUUUAACUUUGAGGCAUUUUUGGAAAAGCCCGAGGACAACUUUCCGCCUUUUGACCAUAAUUGGUUGCUGCAACAAAAAGGUCAAGCAGCCUAGGUUGUCCCUUUUUUAAACAAAAAGGGUAAGUUUGAAUUUCAAGAUAUACUCUUGCCCUUUACUUUCACCGAGGGUUAAUGGGGAUAUAGUUUUAUGACCACCUGUCUUGAUACAAUCUAAAUAUCAUCUAAAUAAAUAGCCAGCCGAUAAUAUUUUUAAGAUUUCAAUCUCAGUACCAUAGUUUCUUUGCCUAUAAUAAACUUAAAUUAAUUCCAUGCCGGGGGACACUGAAAAGUCUUUUAACACUAAAUUUAUUGACCACUUAGCCCAUACUGGGGGCGCAGACAUUUCAACCGCCUG